AAACAAGAUUUCAGAACUUGCAUAAAAAUCAUAGCCAGAGUUCUUUCUUUCCACACGAAGUAAAUUAUAAUUUUUCUGUGUUGAGAAAUGGAGAAAUUCAUUCUUGUGGUUAACUGUGAGCUCAAAUCCAGUGGAAUAGUGUAGAACAGAGUAAAGGGUCUUGUGUUUUAAGUUUUCCAUUUGCACGAGGAAAAGUUUUACCUUUCAUUUUACUUCUCAUUCCACUCUGAAGAAUGGAUUGUAAGAGCUUCAUACCAGGGAAUUUGGAUCCAGAGAGGAAAAGGAGUGGUGGGUUGAGAACAAAACAGGCUGGGCGUGGGUCUUGCAGAGGAAGUUAGGCUAAAAACCCACUAAGAAAAACUGAAGGAAAAGGAAAGGAAAGUGUUUCUCCUCUGGGAAAAGGAGUAGUAAAAUCAAAUAUUAUCCUUUUUCUUCACUGUUCCGAACAGAAGCUUUCUAUAUACAUCUUUGUUUACAGAUAUAUACAAGAGUAUUCAUAUAUUCUGCUCUUCAUUGGCAAAUUGCUAUGGGGUACUUAUUCAAAGAGGCAUUGAAGACACUUUGUGGAGUCAAUCAAUGGUCUUAUGCUGUUUUCUGGAAGAUUGGUUUACAAAACCCCAAGCUUUUGAUUUGGGAAGAAUAUUAUUAUGAACCUAUAUCAUGUUCUAGGCUACCUGGGAUUGAGAAUCCAGAAAUUUGUCUUGAAGAUUAUGAUGCUUCCUGGGCUUCUGCUGAAACUCGUAAUUUACAGCCCGGGGUUCAAGCAGGGAAUAAAGUGCACAUGCUUGUGAACAAAAUGAUGAUGGACAAUUAUGUUAAUGUUGUUGGAGAAGGACUAAUCGGAAGGGCUGCUUUUACUGGAAAUCAUCAGUGGAUUCUUUCUGAGAGCUUUACUGGAGAAGCACAUCCAACAGAGGUUGUAAAAGAAGCAGGUCAACAAUUUUCCGCUGGAAUGCAGACAAUUGCUGUUGUUCCCGUUCUUCCCCAUGGUGUUGUUCAGCUUGGUUCACACUUGGCAAUAGUGGAAAAUGUGGAAUUUGUGAAUGAUGUGAAGAAUUUAGUUCACCAGCUGGGAUAUCUACCCAGUGUCUUGCAUUCUGAAAACUAUGCGGCAAAACAUGACAGUUGCAACUAUGUUGAAAAUUCCAGUCAGACUUCUUGUUCUUCAGUAAGACAUCAGUCCAGUGGUGGAGAAUUUCAAGCAUCAAACUCAAUCCUAAGUCAUGUUAAGCCUGAUGAUGUCCACAAUGAAGCAAAAAUCACUUCAUCAAUGAAGUUGAACUUUACUUCCACAAACCCGUUAGUGAAUGGAGGGACAAAAGCGGAAGUUAUUCCCUCAUGUUCGGAAAUAAGCCAACAGGCUUCUCUGUACAUCCCAAUUUUGAGAGUAGAUCAACCUUCUAGCAGUGCAUCUACAUUAAAUAGUGGCAGUUUAAGAUGGCCAGAGCCAAAAAUCUUACCAGAUGCUGGCAUGGAAGACUAUUUUAGCUGCCCAAAUGUGUCCAAUGGCAUUCUCACAUCUGCAUUGAGAACAAAAUCAGGCCCGUUUUCUAGUUCUAAUGAGGAUUCUGGUACUACAGCUUACAUGGAUCCAAGCUCAAGUGGGCUUCUGAACACUGAUUCGUCUAAAAUAGAGGCAUCUAUCUCUGAUUCUGUUAACAAUUUGGCCAUGAAUCAUGUGCUUUCAGAUAGCUCUGCAGUCAAGCAUCAGUCUUUGGAUAUAUUGACAAAUUCCGCAUGUGAAGAUGCAUGUGUCCAACCUCUAUCAGGAGACGACUUGUUUGACAUUUUGGGCAUUGAUUUUAAGAAUAAGCUACUUAAUAGUUGUUCGAGUAAUGGUUUGAACAAUGGAUCAGACUGGAAUGAACAUAAUUCGGAUAAGAAUUACUCUCUGUCCAUAAAAAGUGAGGAUGCCGAAAUAUAUACUAAUGGUCGAGGAAACUCGGAUAGUGAUAUUUCCUACGUGACUGGCGGUGACCAUCUCUUAGAUGCCAUUGUCUCUGGGUUUCACUCUUACCCUAAGCAUGGCUUAGAAGACAAUAUUUCUUGUAAGACAAUGUUGUCAGAUACGACUUGCUCAUCUGCACCUGAUACUUCACUUCCUUAUGGCCGAGUUGGGGCAUCAGAUCAAAUAAAGGGAGAAUUAGUUGGCGUUCCGAAAUAUUUGGCAAAAGCAGGAUCAGUGAGUUCUUGCUCCUUUGUCUCUGGACUUUCCAAGAAUGACUUGGGAACCCAUUCCCAAAGAAGUUCUAUUCAUGAAUCACAGAUAGGUUCAUGGGUCGAAAAGUUUCAUGACGUGAAGCAGACGAACAGUGUGUCUACCAGUUAUUCUAAGAAAUGUGAUGAAAUCAGCAAAGCAAAGCGGAAGAGGCUUAAACCAGGUGAAAAUCCAAGACCCCGGCCUAAAGAUCGCCAAAUGAUCCAAGAUCGUGUCAAGGAAUUGAGGGAAAUCGUGCCAAAUGGGGCAAAGUGUAGCAUUGAUUCUCUUCUGGAACGCACUAUCAAGCAUAUGACUUUCAUGCAAAGUGUCACAAAGCAUGCAGAUAAGCUAAAACAAACAGGAGAAUCUAAGAUUAUUAGCAAGGAUGAUGGAGUGCUUUUAAAAGAUGACUUUAAAGGUGGAGCAACAUGGGCUUAUGAAAUUGGUUCAACAUCUAUGGUCUGCCCCAUCAUAGUCGAGGAUCUGAACCAGCCCCAACAAAUGCUUGUGGAGAUGCUUUGUAAAGAACAUGGUUUGUUUUUAGAAAUAGCUGAUGUAAUUAGAGGACUUGGGUUAACCAUUUUGAAGGGGCUGAUGGAAAGUUGCAAUGACAAGAUCUGGGCACGCUUUGUUGUUGAGACUAACAGGGAUGUGACGAGGAUGGAAAUUUUUAUCUCGCUCAUUCGACUCCUGGAGCAAACUGCAAAAAGCAGCGACAUUGCACCUUUCAAUGACAGUAGCAAUGACACCAUGACGGUUCAUCAAUUUCAGGAAGCAGCCUCUAUACCUGCAACUGGUAGAUCCCAUGGUUAGCUGUUGUCUACUCAAUUCUUAGAUUUUCCGUCUGGACGAGUUAAGAGUGAGUAAAAGUCAUGCUUGCCGUGGUUAUCAAUUUUACCAGACUCGUCCCAUCAGAUGUUCUGAUGGAUACUUUGUCUUCCAUGUGCUGAACUGUCGCUGACAUUACUUUGGAGCUAGGGUGACACCUAUGGCAUAAUUGCUAAGGAAGAUUGAGUAGCACGGGACACUAAAAGUUUAAAAAAAAAAAAAAUGUUCAUCAUUUUGUUGAGUCAGUUCAAGUACUACGUAUGGAACAUGCACUUAGGAGAGAGUAAUAUUACAAGUUGGAUUAGUGUAUGUUGCUUGUAAUCAGAAGCAAGUUACUGUUAGAAGUGGUGAACGAUUGCUGUUAAGUGGUUUUCCUCAUUUAUUCUUUACCGGGCUAUUUUUAUUAGUCGGAAUGACAAGGUAGAUAACUUGACAAGGGGGAGUGGGUCGAGGGAUAGGUAUUGUCUUCCAUUGCCGGUGUUUUCUAGGUAUACUUGUGUAGAAAAGACGGGACUUCUACAUUGUUUAAUGGCAUGUGUUUUAUCCAAUACUGUGUACUAUAUAUA
Molecule: messenger RNA, 3594 nt
Organism: Olea europaea var. sylvestris
Lineage: Eukaryota; Viridiplantae; Streptophyta; Magnoliopsida; Lamiales; Oleaceae
Product: transcription factor LHW-like
Exons: 10
Coding region: 527-3013 (828 amino acids)
Biological process (GO): regulation of DNA-templated transcription
Molecular function (GO): protein dimerization activity; DNA-binding transcription factor activity
Source: RefSeq, a predicted model, not a curated record